UGUUGAAAAAGUUUGCCACAGUUUGCUCUCGAAGCCCAGUUUCGAAGCACCUAACUGAAAAAACGAUCCAUUUAAAUUGAAAAAGCUGCCUCAAUCCAUCUCCCAUUCUCUCACGCACAAAUUAAGUGUUCUACAUUUGGAAUCGAAGAUCUGAUAAGCAUUUUUAAACAUUCGUUGAGUUUCGCAGAGAUCCACUUUCUCUACUGAUCUCAAAUUCAUGGCGCGUCCAGGAACGAAGCAACUCUUUCUGUUAUUCACUUUGUCUUACGCGAUCUUCGCCGUUGCAGGGAAGAGUUAUUACGAUAUAUUGCAAGUGCCGAAAGGAGCAUCGGAUGAGCUGAUCAAAAGAGCGUAUAGGAAGUUGGCAUUGAAGUAUCAUCCUGAUAAGAAUCCCGGUAAUGAAGAGGCCAAUAAGCGAUUUGCGGAUAUCAGCAAUGCUUAUGAAGUAUUGUCCAAUAGCGAAAAGAGGGGCAUAUAUGAUAGGUAUGGAGAGGAGGGCCUGAAGCAACAUGCUGCCAGUGGAGGCGGAGGAGGAAUGGGGGUUAAUAUGCACGAUAUUUUUAGCUCGUUUUUUGGAGGGGGCAAGAUGGAAGAGGAAGAGAGAAUUCUGAAGGGUGAUGAUGUAAUUGUCGAAUUGAAGGCAACACUGGAAGAUAUGUACAUGGGAGGCACUCUUAAGGUUUGGAGGGAGAAAAACAUCUUAAAGCCAGCUCCUGGUAAGCGACGGUGCAACUGCAGAAAUGAGGUUCAUCAUAGGCAAAUUGGUCCAGGGAUGUUCCAACAGAUGACCGAACAGGUUUGUGAGCAGUGCCAAAAUGUCAAAUAUGAACGAGAGGGGUAUAAUCUUACAGUUGAUAUCGAAAAAGGAAUGCAAGAUGGACAAGAGGUGGUAUUUUAUGAAGAUGGCGAGCCUAUAAUUGAUGGAGAACCUGGAGAUUUGAAGUUCCUCAUUCGCACUGCACCCCAUAACCGAUUCAGAAGGGAAGGCAAUGACUUGCACACCACUGUCACUAUAACGCUUGUUCAAGCUCUUGUUGGUUUUGAGAAGACCAUUAAACAUCUAGAUGACCAUUCAGUGGACAUUGGCUCUAAGGGUAUUACUAAGCCCAUGGAGGUGAGACAAUUCAAAGGAGAAGGAAUGCCAUUGCAUCUCAGCAAAAAGAAAGGUAAUCUCUAUGUUACACAUGACGUUUUAUUCCCUACGUCGCUGACUGUAGACCAGAAGUCCAAAAUCAAAGAACUUCUUGCCUAGGAGUAGAGCAUAUGAAAUUUCUUUCGACAAAGAAACUAGGGAAAAAAACUGGAGGGUUUCUGAUU
Hibiscus syriacus is the source of this 1317-nucleotide messenger RNA. RefSeq names its product dnaJ protein ERDJ3B-like. The record is from RefSeq and is a predicted model, not a curated record. The transcript is spliced from 10 exons. NCBI's taxonomy places the organism in Eukaryota, Viridiplantae, Streptophyta, Magnoliopsida, Malvales, Malvaceae. Bases 218 to 1252 code for a protein of 344 amino acids. Gene Ontology annotation, biological process: protein folding.